UUCAUUUCCGCGAUGUCCUUCCUGCGUGCUGCCUUUGCGUGUACGACGGGUCUGCUGUCCCGAGGCUCGACCUUUGCCUUUGCGCACCCGCCUCCCAUGAUGUCCAUGCAAGUGCGAGACAUGGGAUACAAGCUGAAGACCAAGUCCGCCGUGAAGAAGCGCUUCUUCGUCAACGCGAACGGUCACAUCAAACGUGGCCAAGCUGGCAAGCGACACUUGGCCACAGACAAGAGUCGCCAGCGCAUUCGACGACUGGGACAAGCUGCUACCGUCACGGGUCAAAUCAAGAAGAACAUCCUCGCCAUGUUGCACAAUUAACGAGCUUUGCCGAUGUCUACACUAGUACCAUCAUCAUCGCGAGGCCAACCACAACUAGGCUUGCGACUACGUUUUGAUUGAAAGCCAUGUUGGACAAUGUGGCAGCUGUCUCGCUGCUUUCGCCCUUCACGUGUCCUUCGGUGGUAGUUGGUGUGGAAGAUUGUU
Aphanomyces invadans is the source of this 483-nucleotide messenger RNA. RefSeq names its product ribosomal protein L35. The transcript has 2 exons. Gene Ontology annotation, biological process: translation. The record is from RefSeq and is a predicted model, not a curated record. Gene Ontology annotation, molecular function: structural constituent of ribosome. Gene Ontology annotation, cellular component: large ribosomal subunit; ribosome. Bases 13 to 318 code for a protein of 101 amino acids. Lineage: Eukaryota; Oomycota; Saprolegniomycetes; Saprolegniales; Verrucalvaceae.